Messenger RNA from Asparagus officinalis (garden asparagus), 1085 nucleotides. Its product is annotated as N-alpha-acetyltransferase MAK3. Gene Ontology annotation, cellular component: NatC complex. The record is from RefSeq and is a predicted model, not a curated record. The transcript is spliced from 5 exons. Gene Ontology annotation, biological process: N-terminal peptidyl-methionine acetylation. Gene Ontology annotation, molecular function: protein-N-terminal amino-acid acetyltransferase activity. NCBI's taxonomy places the organism in Eukaryota, Viridiplantae, Streptophyta, Magnoliopsida, Asparagales, Asparagaceae. Bases 141 to 602 code for a protein of 153 amino acids.
AGAGCGAGCCCUACUCCAUCUUCACCUACCGCUACUUCGUCUACCUCUGGCCCCAGCUCACUUUCCUCGUACCCUCUCCGUCUCCUUCUCUAUCUGCGGCGUUUCAUAAGGGGAAGUGCGUGGGGACGGUGGUCUGCAAGAUGGGGGAGCACCGGGGGGCUUUUCGAGGCUACAUCGCCAUGCUCGUCGUGAUCAAACCCUACAGAGGCAAAGGAAUUGCAACGGAGCUGGUUACUAGAUCUAUUCAGGUAAUGAGGGAAUCCGGCUGUGAGGAGCCAAAGUCUGACUUUGGAUUUCACUUGCAACAUCUAUUCAUGUGCAUAAAGAAGAUGUUCCAGGUGGCAUUGGAAGCAGAAGUUACAAACAAGGGAGCUCUUGCCCUCUAUGGUCGACUAGGGUUUAUACGAGCAAAGAGGCUGUUCCGCUACUAUUUGAAUGGAGUGGACGCUUUCCGCCUUAAGUUGUUGUUUCCUCAUCGUGACCCAUCCAUGCUUAGGGCUUCAACCGGAUAUAACAGUCAUGUUCAUCCUUCGCAGCAUUCACAAGAAUUUCCUCAGAGUAAUACGGACUUCAAAGUCCGAGGUACAAGUAUUAAUGAGUAGGUCAAGGAUCGUCGAGAAUUUUCAAGUAAGAAAGAGGUGUUGUAUUGAUUGCAAUGCAUGUUGUUGACACUUGGUUCCUUCCAAGUAUCAACAUGGGUUGCAAGCUUGUAUCAAUCUCUUGUUUCACGAGAGUUCUAUCGCGAUGCGACAUUUUAUAAUUUAUAUAUACAAGUAGCUCCUUGACAGGAUUUUCUGUAUCCUUUUCAUACUUGAAACUUCUGAUGGCUCUUAAACUAUGUUAUGAUUGAGCGGUUAUUUUUAGCAGUGGACUCAGGCUAUCAAGUGGCAUAAUUGAGGCAUGGAAAUUGAGAAUCAGAAGGGAAAGAAGGACCUCGGUUGAUACCGAAACACCCGAUAUCUGCAGUUCACUCAUGGAGAGGUCAUUUUUUUCAGUUUAAGAGUUUUUAAGAUAUUUGUCCCUUCAAAUUUUCGUAUUAUUUGAAUUAGCGUCCCAAAUCAUUAAAGUGCUAUCUAGUCCCCUAA